This is a messenger RNA of Nematolebias whitei (Rio pearlfish), 732 nucleotides long. It is a transcript of the gene tnfa, whose product is annotated as tumor necrosis factor a (TNF superfamily, member 2). Gene Ontology annotation, molecular function: tumor necrosis factor receptor binding. Gene Ontology annotation, biological process: immune response. The record is from RefSeq and is a predicted model, not a curated record. NCBI's taxonomy places the organism in Eukaryota, Metazoa, Chordata, Actinopteri, Cyprinodontiformes, Rivulidae. Gene Ontology annotation, cellular component: membrane. The transcript is spliced from 4 exons. Bases 1 to 732 code for a protein of 243 amino acids.
AUGACAGGUGAAUGCAAGGUGAUCAUGGAUUCUGCAGCAGACGCUGCUGAACAGACUUCACUAAACAUCCAGACAAAUCAGAGGUCAAGGCUGAGCACGGCCCUGAUGGCUGUCGCUCUUUGCCUUGCUGCUGCUGCUGCUGCUGCUGCGCUCCUCAUCUUCAACAUGAACGCCAAGGACCUGGGACCAGAUCAGCACAAUUAUGAUCUGCGUCACACGCUGAGGCACAUUUCAAACGUGAGAGCAGCGAUUCAUUUAGAAGGAGAAUACAACCCCAACGUGACGACGUCAGUGAAAUGGAUGAGUCAGGUGGACCAGUUCCACUCUCAAGGAGGCCUCGAACUCAAAAACAACGAGAUUGUGAUUCCACAAAGCGGCCUCUACUUUGUUUAUAGCCAAGCAUCGUUCCGGGUUAGCUGCAGCGGCGGUGAUGCCGACAUCACCUCAAAGUCCAUGGUCCACUUGAGCCACACCGUGAAGCGCUGGUCCAGCACUUUUGGCAACGAUGACGAGGAGUCCUAUCAGAUCAUCCUGCACUCCAUCCGCACGGCCUGCCAGAAGACGGGCGGCGGCGACUCGAACUCUGACGGCAGCUGGUUUUCUGCUGUCUAUAUGGGAGCUGUGUUCCACCUGAAGACAGGCGACAGACUGAAGACGGUGAUGGAGAAGAAGAUGCUGGAGAAACUGGAGGAUGACCCGGGGAAGACUUUCUUUGGAGUGUUUGCUUUGUGA